Messenger RNA from Hyalella azteca, 539 nucleotides. RefSeq lists its product as uncharacterized. NCBI's taxonomy places the organism in Eukaryota, Metazoa, Arthropoda, Malacostraca, Amphipoda, Hyalellidae. The transcript has 5 exons. Bases 1 to 432 code for a protein of 143 amino acids. The record is from RefSeq and is a predicted model, not a curated record.
AUGAGCUAUAGAGAUGCUCUGAUAAAGCAGUUCUCCCCGUACACUUCCGUCAUCUCAACCUCUGGUGCCGUGGUCGUCUCUCCUGGCUACCCCGACAACGUGCCAUCGACCAAAACGCAGUACACGCAGGUUUUCCGUGCCCCGGAGUGCCAGCGAGCGGUGCUGAAGUUCGACGACUUCGGUAUCGAGCCUCGCAGCGCCAGACAUAAGCGCUGCAUCUUCAGCUUCCUCGAGAUCCGCUCCGACGUCUCGGUGCCGGAAGGCAAAAUAUUUUGUGGUGAAGAAAUUGAGAAAGGAACAGCAUUCAAAAGUGACAAGUCGGAGCUCAUCCUUCAUUACAUGAACGGAGACUACACUAAAUUUGGCAAGGAAAACACACACAGAGGCUACAAUGCUACUUUCACCACCGAGGCCAUACCCAACUGCAGCUGAUGGAGUUUCAUCUACCGGCUGGAACGUCAUGUGAACUGGAGACCAUAAGGAACAUGAAAUGAAUGGUGUUGUGUUUUUGAAGCGUGUGAAAAAUGACUUGCAAGUUC